UUAUACCAUUUAUAGAUCGCAGCUUGUCCAGUCUGAUGGCGGCGGCAGCUUCCAGUUCGCGGCAGGGUCGCAAGUACGCCGAGGGCACCCAGCCCUUCACCGUCCUCAUCGAGGGCAACAUCGGCAGCGGGAAGACCACCUAUCUGAACCACUUCGAGAAGUACAAGCAGGACAUCUGCCUGCUCACCGAGCCCGUCGAGAAGUGGCGCAACGUGAACGGGGUCAAUCUGCUGGAGCUGAUGUACAAGGACCCCAAGAAGUGGGCCAUGCCCUUUCAGAGUUAUGUCACGCUGACCAUGCUGCAGGCGCACACAGCGCCCACCGACAAGAAGCUAAAAAUAAUGGAGCGUUCCAUUUUUAGUGCGCGCUACUGCUUCGUGGAGAAUAUGAAACGCAACGGCUCCCUGGAGGAGGGCAUGUUCAAUACGCUGCAGGAGUGGUACAAGUUCAUCGAGGAGUCCAUUCACGUGCAGGCGGACCUCAUCAUCUACCUGCGCACCUCGCCGGAGGUGGCCCACGAGCGCAUCCGCCAGCGCGCCCGCUCCGAGGAGAGCUGCGUGCCGCUCAAGUAUCUCCAGGAGCUGCACGAGUUGCACGAGGACUGGCUGAUCCACCACAGACGUCCGCAGUCCUGCAAGGUCCUCGUUCUCGAUGCCGAUCUGAAUCUGGAAAACAUUGGCACCGAGUACCAGCGCUCGGAGUCCAGCAUCUUCGACGCCAUCUCCAGCAACCACCAGCCAUCGCCGGUGUUGGUCUCGCCCAGCAAGCGCCAGCGUGUCGCCAGAUAACCAGUGAGGAUCAUACAUAGGCGCUGUCUCAAACCCAUAACCUUUAUAGUACCUAAUCUUGUGUAGUGCAGACUUUUAAUAUAAUGUAAGAGGCGCAGACGAGCCGAUCCGCGGGACAAGGCAAAGAAUUAUCUACUUACACUUCAAGCCCCUGAUUAACGCAUUCGUAUUUUAACAAUUAUAAUCCACAUUAUAUUCUAUUCACGGAAACUAGUUUGUAAGCCCAAAAAUUGUAAUAAAACCUGUGAGUGUUUAUGUUAAAUGAAAUUUCCCCAAAAGUUGGUUGAUACCCAUCUGCUUUUGAGAGCAUUUCAUAUAGAGGAAAUUUGCAUUUUUAGUUUAUAUUGUAUUGGACAAAGAAAUGAAUACAAGGGCAUUGCCCCUAUGAAAUUGAAAA
Molecule: messenger RNA, 1185 nt
Organism: Drosophila takahashii
Lineage: Eukaryota; Metazoa; Arthropoda; Insecta; Diptera; Drosophilidae
Gene: dnk
Product: deoxynucleoside kinase
Biological process (GO): nucleobase-containing compound metabolic process
Cellular component (GO): cytoplasm
Molecular function (GO): deoxynucleoside kinase activity; ATP binding
Source: RefSeq, a predicted model, not a curated record